Molecule: messenger RNA, 639 nt
Organism: Torulaspora delbrueckii
Lineage: Eukaryota; Fungi; Ascomycota; Saccharomycetes; Saccharomycetales; Saccharomycetaceae
Gene: ATG40
Product: Atg40p
Exons: 1
Coding region: 1-639 (212 amino acids)
Source: RefSeq, a predicted model, not a curated record
AUGAUGGUUUGGUCGUUGUUGCUGUAUCUGGUGUCUGUUGUGGUUCCGCUGGUGAUUACACUUGAGACGUUGGCUGUGGUUGGUCGCCGCGAGAGCUCUGCUAGCUUAUCGACUCUUGUUUUGCAACUCAAGUACUGGUCGCUGUAUGGUAUGGUCUUUGGGUUGCUCCCAGGAGCUGUUGUCCGUGGUAUCUUGAACAACCUACCCUUUAGCGGAUUGUUGGCUGUGGUGGGCAGUAGUGUGCUCACCGCGGAGGUUGUGCGAGACUUCACGCUGUUUCUGCAGACCCAAGACGGGAAGUAUGUGUUCUUGAUGAGUAAGCUUAAUGAUCCAAGUGUUUCGUGGACUAAAUGGCUGCGUUACGCAGCCACUAGUAGUGACUCGGAUGAAGGUGUGUUUGUGUUUGGCGAAUUUACAAAGUUUUGGGUCUCAUUAGCCUGUAGGUCUCCGGAUACGCAUUAUCUGGAGAGUUGUUUUAAUGAGUUGCAAGAAAAAGUUGUAGGUUUGGCACGUUUGAUGGGCGGUUACUUACACUCGAGGGGUGCAGGCGCCCCUAGAGUGGAUCCCGUUAGGUUCUCUGAAGGCUAUGAUAUGCUUGAAGAUAUCUUGUUAGAUUCUAAGAAGGAUCAUGUUGAGUAG